GGGAGCGAGCGAGCAGGGAGGAUGCUGCGAGAUGAAAAAUGGCUGAUACUUCACCGUCUUCACAGCCCUGACGCCGAGACCACAUUUAAACAUGGAGAAAAAAAAAAACGGAAAGAUGGUUUUGUGAGGAUAACGCGAGCAGGGGAAUCGCUUCGGCGGCGGCGGAAUGGAUCCGGACUUCAUGGUGCGUGUGCGUGCGGUGGUGAUGUCACGGGACGACUCCAGCGGGGGAUGGGUGCCCAUGGGAGGCGGCGGCCUGAGUCAUGUGACCAUCUGCAAGGGGCGGAGCCAGGAGGAGAGCGACGGGACGGAGAGACAUUACAUGAUCCGGGGAGAGAGACUGAGAGACCAGGCUCCCAUCCUGGAGUGCCCCCUGAAGAGAGAUCUCAUUUAUAACAAGGUGAACCCCAUCUUCCAUCACUGGAGAGUGGAUGAGAGGAAGCUGGGACUGACUUUCCAGAGUCCAGCAGACGCAGCAACCUUCGAGAGGGGAGUGCAGAGCGCCAUUGAAGAGGAGGAGGAGGAGGGGGAUCUGGACUGUCCUUCUUCCUCCUCCUCCUGCAUUCAGGAAGAAGCAGCAGCCACAGAGGAGGCAGCCACAUCUUCUCUUAACAGCAGGAAGGAGAUGCUGCCCAAGCCGGUCACCAUAGUAACCAGCGAGUCCUCGUCCAGCGGCUUUCUACAGGAGUGCGGGUACAGCAGCGCCCCACCUGCACAGGUACAGACCCGCCACCAGCAGCACGCGCCCCCCCCCUCUCGGCUCCGCGGCGAGGAGCCGAGCAAGGACUCUGUGGCGGGGGGGCCCGCCGUGGGGAGAGGGGAGAGGGGAGGAGGGGGAGGGGGAGGGGGAGGGACACCACAUGUUGUACGGCCCCACGUGUUCACGGAGCAGGAGAAUGGCAGGGGGCGGUGUCAGGACGCUCCGGACCCCUCGCUGGGCUGCGUUCACACCAUCACCUGCAUGUGGUGCGCUGAGAGCCUUCUGUACCACUGCAUGUCAGACUCAGAGGGAGACUUCUCGGACCCCUGCUCCUGCGAGGACUCGGCCUCUCGCCCGCACCUCUGUGCCCGCUGGCUCGCCCUGGUGCUGCUGUCGCUCGUGGCACCCUGUAUGUGCUGCUACCUGCCCCUGAGAGCCUGCCUGCGCUGCGGGGGCAAGUGUGGCUGCUGUGGGGGCAAACAUAAGGCUGUGCGGUGAGAGAGGGGCAAGAGAGGGAG
This is a messenger RNA of Polyodon spathula (Mississippi paddlefish), 1218 nucleotides long. RefSeq names its product sprouty related EVH1 domain containing 3 (gene spred3). The record is from RefSeq and is a predicted model, not a curated record. Gene Ontology annotation, cellular component: membrane. The coding region runs from base 167 to 1198 and encodes 343 amino acids. Lineage: Eukaryota; Metazoa; Chordata; Actinopteri; Acipenseriformes; Polyodontidae. Gene Ontology annotation, biological process: negative regulation of MAPK cascade; multicellular organism development. The transcript is spliced from 7 exons. Gene Ontology annotation, molecular function: protein kinase binding.